Molecule: messenger RNA, 4988 nt
Organism: Mus musculus (house mouse)
Lineage: Eukaryota; Metazoa; Chordata; Mammalia; Rodentia; Muridae
Gene: Dhx37
Product: DEAH-box helicase 37
Exons: 27
Coding region: 1375-3654 (759 amino acids)
Molecular function (GO): catalytic activity; ATP binding; nucleic acid binding
Source: RefSeq, a predicted model, not a curated record
GCGGCUCUUGCGCAUGCGCAACCCGGAAGUCUCCUAGCCAGGUUCGGUUUCCCUGGGAGCUGGGCUGAGGGAGCCACGCGCGUGGCGCGAGGGAGCCAUGGGGAAGCUGCGACGCCGCUACAACGUGAAGGGGCGGCUGCAGGCCGAUCCCCGGCCCGCCAAGGGCCCUGAAGCGCCUCCCGUACGGCUGGAACUGGAGGGCAAGGAUGUGUUGAAAGGAGUUGAUGAAAGCAAUGUUCUGGUGCUGCCUGGGAAGAGAAAGAAGAAGACCAAGGCGCCGCCCCCAUCCAAGAAAGAGAGGAAGCCCCUGACAAAGAAGGAGAGGAAGGUGCUACAGAAGGUCUUAGAACAGAAGGAGAAGAAGAGCCAGCGUGCCGAACUGCUGCAGAAACUGAGUGAAGUCCAAGUAUCGGAGGCCGAGAUGAGUCUCUUCUACACCACAGCCAAGCUCGGCACUGGGGACCGCAUGUAUCAUAUCAAAGAGAGGAAGUCUGGCCAGCCUGCUGCCCGGGGCCAGGAGAAGGUCAGUAGCCUCAGCGGGGCCCACCGGAAGCGCCACAGGUCAUCAUCAACAGAGGAAGACUCUGAGUCUUCAGAAGAUUCAGAGCCUGAGGAAGCCACAGCUGACCAACCUAGGACCAGCACAGGGACAGAGCCAGUGCAUCCGCCACCAGCUCCUUCUGGGAUCAACAGCCCUGCACCCACCCCGCAGCCCCCUCCAUCUGGGAUCUCUGCACCUCCAAAAACACCAGCCUCUGCCCCGCCUCCACCCGUGGCCAAGCCUGCUGUAUUCAUCCCCGUGAACCGCACCCCUGAAAUGCAGGAGGAGCGGCUCAAGCUCCCGAUCCUCGCCGAGGAGCAAGCCAUCAUGGAGGCGGUGGCUGAGCACCCCAUUGUCAUUGUGUGUGGCGAGACUGGCAGUGGGAAGACUACACAGGUGCCCCAGUUUCUCUACGAAGCAGGCUACAGCAGUGAGGACAGCAUCAUCGGUGUCACAGAACCCCGCCGAGUGGCCGCAGUAGCCAUGUCCCAGCGGGUGGCCAAGGAGAUGAACCUGUCACAUCGGGUUGUCUCCUACCAGAUCCGCUACGAAGGGAAUGUGACAGAAGAAACCAGGAUCAAGUUCAUGACGGACGGUGUGCUGCUCAAAGAGAUCCAGAAGGACUUCCUGCUGCUGAAAUACAAGGUGGUGAUCAUUGACGAAGCCCAUGAGCGGAGCGUCUACACAGACAUCCUUCUAGGGCUCCUGUCCCGCAUUGUGGCUCUCCGGGCCAAGAGCUGAGCGGUGUAUAUCUCCAUGCACACUGUCUCCAUGCUGAGCCUGAGUCACCAGACUGUCUUCCACAGAGGCACCUGCCCCUCAAGCUGCUCAUCAUGUCGGCCACACUGCGGGUGGAGGACUUCACCCAGAACCAGCGGCUCUUCACCACCCCUCCCCCGGUCAUCAAGGUUGAGUCGAGGCAGUUCCCUGUGACUGUACAUUUCAACAAGCGGACCCCAUUGGAUGACUACAGUGGUGAAUGCUUCAGGAAGGUCUGCAAGAUCCACCGGAUGCUGCCUGCAGGUGGCAUCCUGGUAUUUCUCACAGGGCAGGCCGAGGUGCAUGCCCUUUGCCGUCGGCUUAGGAAGGCCUUCCCCUUUCGUUGCUCCCAGCCACAAGAAAAGGAAGAGGACUCAGCAGAAGGGAUGCGGAGGUUUAAGAAGUCCCGGACAAGGGCUAGGAAGGCCCAGGCCAUGGCCUUGCCCCAGAUCAACCUGGACAAUUACUCUGUGCUGCCAGCCGGCGAAGGUGAUGAGGACAGGGAGGCAGAGAUGGACGAUGAAGAGGAGGCCCUGGGCUCUGACCUAGAUCUGGACCUGGGUGACAGUGAGGCAAAUGAAGGUGAGCAGCCGGAUGCCUCCCUGCCCCUUCACGUGCUCCCGCUCUACUCUUUGCUGGCCCCUGAGAAGCAGGCACAGGUCUUCAAACCUCCUCCCGAGGGGACGAGGCUGUGCGUUGUGGCCACCAAUGUGGCUGAAACCUCCCUCACCAUCCCUGGUAUCAAGUAUGUGGUGGACUGUGGGAAAGUCAAAAAGCGCUAUUAUGAUCGUGUCACAGGCGUGUCUUCCUUCCGUGUCACCUGGGUCUCCCAAGCAUCCGCUGACCAGCGGGCUGGUCGUGCAGGCCGCACAGAGCCAGGCCACUGCUAUAGGCUGUAUUCCUCAGCUGUUUUCGGGGACUUUGAGCAGUUUCCUCCUCCAGAGAUCACCCGCAGACCAGUGGAGGACUUGAUCCUGCAAAUGAAAGCACUCAGCAUUGAGAAGGUCAUCAACUUCCCGUUCCCCACCCCGCCGUCCGUGGAGGCCCUCGUUGCUGCAGAGGAGCUGCUGGUUGCCCUGGGGGCCCUGCAGGCACCUCCAAAACAGGAAAGAAUGAAGAAGCUACAGAUGUCACAGCUGAGCUGCCCCAUCACCGCGCUGGGGCGGACCAUGUCCACCUUCCCUGUGGCACCCCGCUAUGCCAAGAUGCUGGCCCUGAGCCAGCAGCAUGGCUGCCUGCCCUACACCAUUGCCAUCGUGGCUGCCAUGACUGUGCGUGAGCUGUUUGAGGAGCUGGACAGACCUGCUGCCAGUGAAAAGGAGCUUGCCGAGCUAAAGGGCCGCCGAGCCCGUGUGGCCCAGAUGAAGAGGACCUGGGCCGGGCAGGGGCCAUCUCUGAAGCUUGGCGACCUCAUGGUGUUGCUGGGUGCCGUGGGAGCCUGUGAGUACGCUGGCUGCUCACCCCAGUUCUGCCAAGCUAACGGACUGCGCUACAAGGCCAUGCUUGAGAUCCGGCGCCUGCGUGGCCAGCUGACCACUGCAGUCAACGCAGUGUGCCCCGAGGCUGGGCUUUUCCUGGACCCCAAAAUGCAGCCUCCUACUGAGAGCCAGGUGACUUACCUGCGGCAAAUCAUGGCAGCUGGUCUGGGUGACCACCUGGCCCGCCGGGUUCAGAGUGAGGACUUGCUGGACCCCAAGUGGAAGAAUGCCUACAAGACUCCUCUUCUAGAUGACCCCGUCUUCAUCCACCCCAGCUCUGUACUCUUCAAAGAGUUGCCUGAGUUCGUGGUCUACCAGGAAAUUGUGGAGACAACCAAGAUGUACAUGAAAGGUGUCUCCACCGUGGAAAUCCAGUGGAUCCCCUCCCUGCUGCCUUCCUACUGCCAGUUUGAUGCACCCCUGGAGGAGCCAGCGCCCAGUUACUGCCCAGAGUCAGGACAGGUGUUGUGCCACCGGGCCAGCGUGUUCUACCGUGUGGGCUGGCCUCUCCCUGCCGUCCAGGUGGACUUCCCUGAAGGCAUUGACCGCUACAAAUACUUUGCAAAGUUUCUGCUGGAGGGACAGGUCUUCCGCAAGCUGGCUUCAUUCAAGAGCUGCCUGCUAUCUAGCCCCAGCACCAUGCUGAAGACCUGGGCCAGUUCUGGUUCUAGUCAGCUGUCCCCUUUCUCCAGGCUGCAGCCCAGGACAGAGACCCUAUUGAGAGCCCUCGUGGCCCACAAGGCUGAUUCUCGUGAUUCCCUGCUGGCUGCAUGGAAGAAGAACCCCAAAUACCUGCUGGCUGAGUACUGCGAGUGGCUCCCAAAGGCUAUGCACAGCGAUGUUGAGAAGAACUGGCCCCCUACCACUGACAGUUGACCACACACCCAGCUGCACAGUCAACUGGCUCCUAGGCUGUUACCAGGAGCCACGCUGUGGCCCUGACAGCCCUUUUCUGCCCAAUUCAGAAGCAAGCUCACAGCUACACUGACCAGGAGUGCCCUUCUUUGUGACUGUUAUAAGAGCAGACAUGGUUUGUCUUCCACAUUCCUACUGUCUAAGACGGACUCUUCAGGUGACAUUAGACCCUGCAGAUGCACAGAGCAACACUGAAACAGGAAAGUGGACCCUUCUCCCAGAGCCCUGUCUGGCCUCAUAGCAUCUUGGACAGCAGGUGUACUGCAGACUUCUGUGACCCAGUGACUUUCCUGAAAGGUUAACCCCAGAUGAGGGAUGAUCACCCCAGAGCUUUGCUCCACAUAGAUGGAGACUGGUUUCCGGGGUCCUGCUUUGGCAUCAGUAGACAGCAAGUUCUGUCUUUAGUGGGCCUUGGCUGGUAAGGAUCACAAAUGCAAGGCCAACCUGAGCUACACAGCAAGACUGUCUUCUAUUUGUUUGGUUUUUUUUUUUUUUUUUUUUUUGGUUUUUGGAGACAGGGUUUCUCUGUGUAGCCCUGGCUGUCCUGGAACUCACUCUGUAGACCAGGCUGGCCUCGAACUCAGAAAUCUGCCUGCCUCUGCCUCCCAAGUGCUGGGAUUAAAGGUGUGUACCACCACUGCCUGGCUAUUUGUUUGUUUUUCAAGACAGGGUUUCUCUGUGUAACCCUGGCCGUCCUGGAACUAGGCCUGUAGACCAGGCUGGCCUCAAACUUAGAGAUCCCCCUGCCACUGUCUGCCUUAAGUACUGGGAUUGAAGGUGUGUGUCACCACCACCUAGCAAGACUCUGUCUCCAACAGUUUUGUUGAGAGUAAAUGUUGGUGAUGUGCUGUUUCACUUCAGCUUGUCUGUCACAUCACACAUGCUCACAUGCUAAGUAGCUGUCACCGUAUCAGUUUCCAGAACCUUCAUCCUCACAUGACUUACUGAUUUUCUCCCUCUCGAUCUCCCCAACACAUGGAGCUGUCUGUCUGUUUGUGUGGCUGAAUAUGCGCCAUCAAGUGUCAGGCUGCAUCAGUCGUCAGCAGAAUAGAGUGAGUUGUUUACCUCUGGGUGAUAGCAAAUGCUGCUGCAGUUCUUUUGUCACUUGGGCCACUUGUCACAGAGUCCUGGGAAUGCAGCCAAGCUCUUUUCAGUUAACACUCAGUAAAUGCUUUCUCUCUGUGGGCUGACUAUGCUCUUGAUCAUGUCCUCUGAACCACAUACUGCUUUAUCUCCUGUUAGCCAUGCCUGUGUGACUUAAGCAAGCAGUGUACCACUAAACACCUGCCUGCCCA